CACGUGAAGAGAGAGGGAAUACGCUGCAGAGCAGGGAAGAGGAAGCAGCUCGAGGGCUGUUUCUGAGGAAGGGCACCCCGUGCAGUGGGGUGAAGACCGGGGGAAGGGUUUCCUCUCAGGCCCCUCGAGGGUCGGCCGAGCAGCGCAGCGUGGACAGGUCGGAGUGCACGGAUGCAGGCCGGCGGAGGGUGGGGGCCAAAAAACGGCAGGACGGAAGUGCCCGGUGUCACCGAGAGGCGCACAACGCCGCCCAAAGCGGCAAAAACAGCGCCCUAGACGAGGCAGAGCGGCUUCUUCCCCAACCGUUGUGUGGAGACCGCCUUCGUCCACACGGGAGGCGGGCAGAAGUCGCGGGGAGGAAAAGUUUGCCGAGACUGCGAGGAUUUCCCCUCAGAACUCUCGUUCGGGAAAACCAACAAGCGCCCGGCCCCCCGCGUCUCUGUUGGGCUCCGCAGACGGCAGGCUGGGCAGUGCCUAGCUAGAUAAUAGCCCAGUCGGCCGAAGGAGGGGAAGGGAUGGGGGGAGCUGCACUGCCUACUCCUGCUGGCGGGGAAAGCCACGAAGGCGCUUGGCGUCCAGGGGCUUCGAAUGGGCGGAUUGCGGCGGCCUGGCGGUGGUGGUACCAGAGGAGGAGGAGGAACCUAGUCCUUCCAGCUGGUUACACAACGGCAAGAGAACAGACCUCGGUCUUUACCACCGCCCGCAAUUACACGUAUUGUAAUGCGAUAAGUAACGAAAGGGGCCCAAGUCCAGAAAGUUCUGUGGCGUAGCCCCGGGCUCUCCGAAGCAAAGCCAACUGGGCAAGCGCAAAACAGACACGGGAGCAAAAAAGGGCUCGGCGGGGGGCAACAGAAAGGAAGGAGACACGGGCAGCGGGCACGUGACAGCCGGCAGGCGAGUAGGAGGAGGAGGCGCGCGGGCAGGCUCCGCGCCUGCGCCAGUUGAGGCGCGCCGACGACGUCACAUGGGUUGAUGAGUAUGAAGAAAAAACAGUCAGCAUUGUGAAUACAGUCAACAUGGAGAACACUGGAGAAACAUCAGGAGUUCCCAAAAUGGAGAAUCUGUCAGUUGUGUUAGGAAAGCAGAAUGGUGGAACAGCAUCAAGUGCAACGCCUGCAUUUUAUGUCCUUGUGAAACAGAACACUGGGAAGUCAGACCAAGGAGCCUGCAUUUCAAAUCAGAUUGAUUGUGGUCUCACCAGCAGUGCAUCAACACCAGUAAAAUCAAAAGUAAAGUCCUACCUUCCAGCUGAUUGUACAUCAGGAAGUGUUACUGUUACACUUGACAAUAAUAAUAUGUGGAAUGAAUUUUAUCAUCGUAGCACAGAAAUGAUCUUGACUAAACAGGGAAGACGAAUGUUUCCAUAUUGUCGAUACUGGAUAGCAGGUCUUGAAUCCAACUUGAAGUAUAUCUUAGUCAUGGAUAUUUCUCCAGUGGACAAUUUUCGCUAUAAGUGGAAUGGCCAUAGUUGGGAGCCCAGUGGGAAAGCAGAACCCCAUGUGCUUGGAAGAGUGUUCAUUCACCCAGAAUCUCCUUCUACUGGUUACUAUUGGAUGCACCAGCCAGUGUCUUUCUACAAGCUAAAACUUACUAAUAACACCUUGGACCAGGAAGGACAUAUAAUUCUGCACUCUAUGCACCGUUAUCUACCUCGACUACACCUGAUUCCUGCUGACAAAGCUACUGAUGUUAUACAGCUAAAUGGUCCUGAUGUCCAUACUUUCACUUUCUCACAGACAGAGUUCUUUGCUGUGACUGCAUAUCAAAACAUCCAAAUUACACAAUUAAAAAUAGACUACAACCCAUUUGCUAAAGGUUUCAGGGAAGAUGGUUUGAGUAGUAGAGUUCAGCGUGAUGUGAAGCAAAAUAGUAGCUCAGAGCAGGAAGAAAGUAGUGUAGCUAAUUCUCCAAGCAAUCACAGGCAUUCCGGCGAAGGUGAUACUUUCAGUCCAGAGCAGAGGAGUUUAGAUACAUCGUUUAAUGGGAUAUGUAACACAGAUAUAGAGAGAGAAUCACUAAGUCCAUAUCAUGACUUACUGGAUUUUGUGGAAACAGAUACGUGUAUGUCUCAUGACCCACUAUUAAAGCAGGAAGCAUCUGAAAGUCCAGUAGAUAUACCUUACCGAAGCAUUUCUCAGGCGGAUUCUCCUCUCAGCACAAAUGGAGAUGUCAGUGUUAUUAAGGAGGAACCAGUUGAUGACUAUGAUUAUGAGCCAAAUAAGGUUACGGACGGUAUAAGUGUGAAGCAGGAGGAUGUUGAUAAUGUGACGGAAGAAUAUUCUAGUAGUGGUGAUUCCAUUCUGGAGCAGAAGUUGAAGAAACACAAGAAAAAGGAGGAAAAAGAAACUGAAAUCACAUCCCGGAAACGACUACAGACCAGCCAGCUGGGUGUGGCUAAAGCAAAAAUGUUAAAAUCAGACACUAGGAAGAUGCCUGUAGUGUAUUUAGAACCUUGUGCAGUCACCAGGAAUACAGUAACAGUCUCAGGAGUUUCACAGCCAAUGUUGUCAUCUUCUAAGAGUGAGAAAUCUUCAAGUCACUCAAUGGAUUCUUUUCCUAAUAGCAGUAUAUGUAGCUCAUUGGCAAAACCAGAAACAGAUGAGAGACCAAAUGGAAACCAGACAUCUGAGAGUAACAUGUUACAAAAAAAUUCUUCAAAGAAAGCACAGCAGGAAAAUACUGAAACAAGUAGCAGUAUUGCCACAACAAAUAGAUUUUCUAGCUGCAAUCUUAAAAGCAUUACAUGCAGUGCCCCUUUCCCAUCAAAAGCUGUGUCUGGGGGGGAAAAGACAAGUGCACUAAAAAAGCAUAUUUCCCAUAAGAGUGUUAUUGGUGUCCAACAUGUUGAGUUGUCUGGCCCACGUAAAAGAGGAAGACCACGGAAAAUAAAGCACCCAGGAGUUGGAAGGCCACCUAAAUAUGCUGGAAAGCCAGUUGUAACACGUACUUAUGCCUCGCUGUGUCUGGACAGUACCAGUUUGGAUAUUAAGCCUGACCUUGUGGAUGUGGAUGGAGUCCUCUUCGUAUCCUUUGCAUCCAAAGAAGCUCUUGAUAUCCACACUGUUGAUAGAUGUGAAGAAAAAGAAUCGCAGAAUACACAGACUCCUUCAGUGGUUGUGGGUGAUCGAUGUAGUGAUCAAGAGAUUAUAAAGAUACAAAAGCUUGAAAAAGAAUUGUUGGAAGAUUUGAAGUCCUUUAAGUACAAGCAAGUCAUACAUCCCAGUCUUCAAGAAGUGGGACUAAAGCUAAAUUUUGUGGACCCAACAAUGAGCAUUGAUUUAAAAUACUUGGGUGUCCAGCUGCCAUUAAGUUAUUCAGAUGACUGUACUAUGUGGAAAAACUUAGGCACUGGUUCCAUUUCUAUUGAUGCUGGUCUUCCCUUUGUUUCCAGGACAGGAAAGACAAAUGAUUUCACAAAGAUAAAAGGAUGGCAAGGAAAGUUGCAUAAUUCUUCCAAAAAUGAAGGUAUCAUUCUGGAAGGCUCCUUGAAGAAUCGAUCUGCUUUCUGCAGUGACAAGCUUGAUGAAUAUUUAGAAAAUGAGGGAAAGCUGUUAGAAACAAGUAUGGGAUUGUCUCCUAGCACAUCCAGUUGUCCUGUGGUUUAUCAACUUCCAACCAAAAGCACCAGCUACGUACGGACUUUAGACAGUGUUCUCAAAAAGCAGUCCACCAUUACUGCUUCUGGCUGUUAUGGUUUCAAGCCUCUUUCUAUGCCUUCGGACUCCAAAAAGAAAAGAGAGAGAGUGAAAAAUAAAAAACAAACCAUAUCUAAAGGCAAGGAAAAGUUGUUCUCGAAGCCUGUAAUAACUUUACCUGUUGUAUCAAAACAGAAACGGACAUUAUCAGUGCUAGAAGAGAAAGUUACUAAGGUUCAGACAGGUAGUCAAGGAUCUAAUGAUGUAGGCACUUCCAUGGUUCCAGGCACAGAAGAAAACCUGCCUGGAAAACAUACUGCUGUACGUCAAUCACAACAGCCUCUGCAGCAGAGUAGUCGAUUACCAUGUUUAUCUAAAACUCAGUUGAAGCUGAUGAAUGUGGAGGAUUAUGCACUGUGGAGUGGUAAGCCACGAACCUACAUUACUGAAGAACGGGCAGAUCUAUCACUGGCAGCUUUGCUCACUGCUCAAGCUUCACUGAAAAACAAACCGAUCCAUAAAAUAAUCAAAUGGCGAACACCACCAUGCAACAAUGAUUUCUGUCGGCUUGGAUGUGUCUGUUCUAGUUUAGCCCUUGAAAAGCAUCAGCCUACACAUUGUCGCAAAACAGAUUGUAUGUUUGGCUGCACUUGCCUAAAGAGAAAGGUGGUAUUAAUUAAAGGAGAUUCCAAGCACAAGAAAAUGCUAAAGAAGCCUCAGCAUGGAAAACAUAAGUUGCAUUGUGGGGAAAAAUUGGAAAAACAGGAAGAGAUACUGGAAAAAGCGAAGGAACAAGAUGAUCUGAAAAUUAAAGAUAAGAAGAAGAAGAAGAAAAAGAUGGAAUACACUGUCUGUGAUACAGAGCCAGAGAAACCUGUUAAGAAUUUUCCAUUGUGGGUAAAAGAAGAUGGUGAGAUGGACCCAGAACCUGUUUACAUCCCAACACCAUCAACUUCAGAACCAACAAAACCUACAGUGCCACCAAUACUGGAGGUCUUAUGUGAUAACAAGCCUGCAGACAGUGACAUCAGGCUAUUGACAAAUGGUGUCAAAUCACCGCGAGUGCAUACCCCUAGAACCACUCCAGUGAUUCGAGAAGAAGACAAGGACCCUAUUUACUUGUAUUUUGAAAGUAUGAUGACGUGUGCUCGUGUUAGAAUGUAUGAUCGCAAGACACAGGAGAAAAAUCAGCACCAGAAAUGCCUUUCAGAUAAUGAAAAGUCAAUUGAAAAGGAAUGUGAUUCUGAGCCUCAGUCUGAUAAAACAGAAAAAGAUAAAGAGCCUGAAAGUAGAACAAAAACAGAAGAGGAUAAAGAGCCUGAAGAGGAAAACUGGUGGUUUUCAUGUAGUGCUGAGGAUCCAUCCACUUCUUAUGUACAUCAUACUACUCCAGGUGGAAGAACGAACCUAAUUGAGAUUGUUUCAGAGUGCAACUGGGAGGAGGAUCGCAGUGAGAUCCUGACCAUUUUGUCACAGCACAUCAACAAUAGGAUGCCCAAGUCCUUCAAAGUAGGAAAUUUUACUAUUGAUCUAGAAUCUGAAAGCAAUACUUGGGAUGAGAAGAAUGCUGCCAUCCAUUCUUCCCGAGUGAAAAUCUCCAUGCCAUCCUGUCAAAACAAGAGUGAAAUGGCUCAGAUCUCUGUUUUGGAGGCUCCUAAUGAUAGAUUGUCAUCAUGCAAAAGGAGAGAACAGAUCAACUUGUUAACACCUGGCAUGUUACGGGAACAUAGAAAAAAAGGUUUACCCUUUUAUGCUGGGCUUUCUCCUGCAGGAAAGCUGAUUGCCCACACUUGCAAAUCUGAUUUGGAUCCUUCAUGUUUGAUUCAGGUGAAUGGCAAAAAUUACCCUCAGGCCAAACUGCUUUUGGGACAAAUGGGAGCACUUCAUCCAACCAGUCGACUAGCUGCUUACCUUACAGGCAGGCUGCGACCAGCAAUGCUUGAUCUCUCAACAAUCAGUAUGGUGAUAUCCAAGGUAGCAUCAAGUGCUAAAUGUACUGGUUCUGAGCCAAAAUCAACUGAAGUGCCGACAUCAGAAACUUCCAAAACCACAUUUUCUAAUAGUACAUCAAAUUCCACUGUAACAGGACCAAAUGUUCGUGUCACAGCACAUAGACAGAUAGCUGCUCGGCCAUCAACAGAGGGUGUUACCUCUCAACUGGUUGUGAGUGCAGUUGGGGCCUUACAACAAAAGAUUCCUGGAAUUAGAACACCACAGCCUUUGACAGGGCCACAGAUAUUUAAUAUCAAAUCUUCACCACUCUCUUUUGGGACAAAUGUAGUAACCACUACUAUGCCAUCAGUUCCUAUAACUAUUCCUAGCCUGUCACCAUGUAACAAUGCUACCUCUUCUUCUGGCAUCGCUAUAAUGAAUGCUCUUGGAAAACCAGAAAAUACCACUGGUUCUGCCACACCUACUACAGCUACUGUUAAAAUAACCAAAUCAACGGAAAUAGCUGCACCAGUCGCAACCAUUGCUUUUACCAAGUCUGUAGUAGCCACAUCAACUCCAGGGUCUUCAGCAUCUUUGUGUACAGUCAUACCGGUAACUGCAUCAACAGACACAGUGACUACACCACCUUCAGCAGUUGCCUGUGGUGGUCCUGGUCCUUCAGGAAUUUCUUUAUCUAACCAAAAACCAGGUACUACAAGUCCUCCAGGUUUGCCUCCUGGAGCAGAAAAACGUAUGGGGCCACGACUACUUUUGAUUCCAGUACAUCCAGGUUCUCCUACUUUGCGACCUCCACAAAACAUGCAACUUGGUCAAGGGAAGAGAAUGAUUUUGCAGCCUAUAAGGAAUCCUGGUGGUGCAAAUCUCUACCGACAUCCCAAUGGGCAGAUUAUUCAGCUUGUUCCUCUACAUCAACUCCAACCUGCUGGUUCCCAGCCUAGUUCACAAACUGUAAUGUUCCGUAAUCCAGGGUCUGUUGUAGGAAUCCGUUUGCCUGAACCUUCUAAGACUUCUGAGACACCCAUAUGUCAGCCCUCUGCAGUUUCAUCUGUGAUCUCAACUACUCUUACUCCUACUACUCCUGUUCUGUCUGCAACUACUUCUUCUCCACCCACAAGCACAGAGGCCACUACCAUUUUGUCUGAGACUUUAACCACUUCUGUUUCUUCAGUAUUACCCAGCACACCUUGCAAAGACUUUCCUUUAAUAUCUUUGCCCCCUGCUGUUUUGCCCACACCCCCUGCUGUUGAAACUUCUUCAACUCUUUCUGUGCUGUCUUCUAUUAGUACCCCUUUAUUAACAGUAUCUCCUUCUGCUGCACCUGUGCUCCCUACUGCUAAAACUCAGUCUGCAUCCCCUUCUGCUUUUGCACCAUCUGUAUUACCUGUAUCCUGUUCUGCUGUGUCUGUGUCCUCUCUCAUUGAUGCCCCUUCUACUUUACCCAAACCUGCUACUACUGAGGGUUCAUCAGUUUUGUCUGUAUUCAGUACUGCUGAAAUGUUUAUGAAAGUAGCUGAACCUUCUUCUACUUCACCUCUUAUCAGUGAAACAACUUCUGUUUCUCCCACACACCCCACCAUAAGCUGUACAUCAGAGACCAUUAGGUCUGCACCUGAACUUCCUAUUUCAGUGAGUCAGGCAGUAUCUGUCAUGCCUCCAGCAUUUGUUCCCGUCUCCCAAGCUGGCACUUUGACACUGAGAAUUUCUCCAUCAGGAAUAAGAAGUAUGAAUUCAGACUAUAAAAUAACAUGCAGCAAGAGUGAGCAGCCAAACAGCAAAGAUAAUCUAAUAUCUCUUCACUCUGGUAGUUUUGCCUUGCUUCAGUUUCCAGAGCAAAAUAAUGCCCCAAGUUCCAUUGUGAAACAAACUGUAUCCCUUCAAGUUAAGAACAAUGAGAUCAGUGCCGUUAGAGUAGAAGAAAAGACUGCGUGUUCACAAGCGCUAAAGAAGGUGGUGGAAUCAGAAGAAAAUAAGUUGUCAUCCUAUCAGUUACAGUCUAAUACUGAAGAAACUAUGUGUGAAAGAUUAAAGAGGGCUGAGAAAGGUACCAAAAUGUUGGAACAAACAUCAAAUAAUGUUCCCAUCGUGAAAUCUGCUGUGUCAUCAUUGGACUACUCCUUUAUCUGUGAGAAGCAAACAUGUGAAAGGAAGGAAGUGAUGGUUAAGAAGAAACAGCAUGCAAAAAGUCCUGAAGAUAGUCCAGGUGUCCUUUCACAUACUCCUGAUGAUGUGCCUGAAAUAUGCAGUCAGAGUGCAGCCCUUGCACACAAUACAUUAAAACAGCAAAAAGGCACAGAGUUAAACAUUUCUGAGGGUGAGCAAACAACUGAUUCUGACCACACAAAUAGUCCACCUCCUGAUUCAGAAGAAGUUGAGCCAUUACUGUUAGAUGCAGAAGAUGGAAUUAUUCUUGAACAGUCGCAGAAAUCAGCGAGUAAGCACAAAGUAAACAUAAAUUUUACAGAAGGUCUACCAAAAGACAUUAAGCCUCUUCUGAGUUCAUUUGAAAACCAAGAUCCAGAACCAAUAAUAAGGAAUGUUGAGGAAAAGAAAGACUCCAUGACAGGAAAUGGAGAAGAGGAACAUAUUGCAGGGAAGCCUAAGGUUGUUAGUAGAAGACUCCAGAGUGCACAAGGAGACAAAUACGUGGACAGUGCACAAGAAUCUUUGUCUAAAACAAAUCCCAGUUGUCAGGAUGACUGUAAUACUUCUAUGCAUAAAAAUGCUAAUACUCAUAUACAGGAAGAGAAGCUAUCUAUUAAAAACAACUUUGCUGAAAUCAGCAGAACUGGGAGCAAAUCAUCUAGGCAGUCAAUUGCUUUGGAAAAUAAAACUAGCACAGGGACUGAUAAGUUUCUGGAGAAAUUUGCUAAAUGCACAGAACAGAGUGAACAAAAAACUGGCCAUCUCAGGAAUUCUCCACUUAUUAUUGAUAUUACCACAGAUGACACAGAAAAAGAUGAAAAAACUGAUGAUUCUGCAGAUGAAAUGAUGGAUGAAAUUUCUGGCUAUCAAAGUGAAGAUAUAGUAAAUACUGAAAUGAUGGAUGAAGAUCAGUCCAGUGAAGCUGAAGAGACUGUGGACGUUGAAACUGUGGAGGAACUUUCGGAGAAAAUUAACAUUGCUCGUCUGAAGGCUACAGCUUCCUACACUCUACUUUCCAAACAAUUGUACCUUGUUUGUGAUCCUUCAAAUAAAAUGAUGGCCAAAGCUCCUAAGCAAUCUGAAUCCCCAAACAAAAAGCCAAAGAAUGCAGAAGAAGCCUUUGCUAACUAUCGACAAACCCACACAGCAAAUGAGCGUCGCCGUCGGAAGGAAAUGAGAGGACUCUUUGAAAAACUGAAAGCAACAUUGAAAUUAGACAGUCUCCCAAAAGUUUCCAAGUGCUUUAUUCUCAAACAGGCCCUUGAAGAGAUCCAGGGUCUAACAGAUCAAGCAGACAAGCUUACAGGUCAGAAGAAGUUGUUGAUGCGUAAGCAGGACACGUUGAUUCGUAAAGUUUCUGCCCUCUCAGGCAAGACACAGGAAGUAGUGCUGAAAAAGCUAGAAUACAUUUAUGCCAAACAGAAAGCAGUUGAAGCCAAAAAAAAGAAACAGCAGCUGGAAGAGCCUCUGAAGAUUAUUGAAACUACUGAGACAGCUACAGAGACUGUUCAGCCUCCUGUGGAAAACAGUCCUCCUUCUGUCACUAAGGAGGUGAAACCGGUGGUUUUAUCCAACAGGCGUACAAAACCAUUGAUACUUUCCAGGAAAGGAAGCCACAUUAUAGGAGAUACACCUUCCAUGGCAUUAACAAAUGCUAGCUUAGUAAUGACUACAGAUGGUCAGGUUCUUGCAAUCAAAAGUCCCCUGGUGCCAGGACAAGUCGCUUCUUUGCCUUCUACACUCUUGCAGACUGAACUCAUGUCAGAAAAUGACAGUAACAACAGGACAGUGCAGCAAGGUAUCACUUCUGUGAUGAUUCAGUUGCCAAGCUCAGCAGUGCCAGUGCAGGUGAAAGGCAUCCUCCCUGCCUCUACAGUUCCCAUUGCCUUGUCUGCUGUGGCCAAUAGUUCUGCUUCUUCCAUUGCAGAAGUAGCUCCAGAGUUAAGUUCAGAAAAUGAAGAUUCAUUCAUGAUGCCCAGGAUAGUAAAUGUGACAUCACUAGCUACUAAAGAAGCCACACAUUUAAAUCUGGGUGUAAAUAAGAAUCCCUAUUUGAGCCUCCCUGGUGAUUCCCAGACAUUUCAGCCUUCCUUCCUGUCACAGGAAACAACCAGUCUUCAUUCUGAAUUGAAAUCUCAAACUUCUGGAAAAGCUAGAAAUAACACAGGAACAGCACAAGAUUUUCAUGAGGAAGAUAUUAUUCCACAAAUAGUGAAUGUCUCUACUUUAAAGGGAUCUUCAGCAUCCUUUGCAACAGAAUUCUCCAUUGAAGAACCUGUUGGAAGUCAAACAAGAGCAAAACUGAUGGACAAGAAAAAUGAUCGUCAAAAGUCAAAGGAUUCUUCAUUUCAAACGCUGCAGCAACCCAAGGAUUCUGGAUUAGAAAUGGAACUGCAAAAAGUAGCCUCUCUGAUACAUGAACCAUCACUGGAUACAAGUGACUUUAUGGACAUAGAGGAAAACGAUGACACAGAUGAAACUCUCACCUCACUUCUAAAUGAAAUUGCAUUUCUUAAUCAGCAGUUAAACGAUGAUGCAUCAGACAUAUCAGAACUUCCCAGCUUUUCUCUAGGAAGUACAGAAAAUCGGCGAGAACCAACUACUGCAGGUAGCUCUCCCUUUCAGUUUGGCACAGUGGGUGGGAACUUGAAGGACCUUUCUGUAAUUAGAGGGAAUAGUGACUCCAUAACUCCUCUCUUACUUCACUUGGAUGACGAUGAUCUACCUGAUGGCAACAAGAACUCAGAAGUGGUUUCAUCUGAAUCUGAGUCUUUGAAAUUCAUGCUGUCCUCAAAAGUGAAGGACCAAAAUCCAGAUCUUCCAGCAGUAAAUAAUGCUGGAAAUAAGAAAACUGUUGUAUCUCUGUCAAAACCAAGAAAUGUGUCACCUCCCUUUCUGCAAAUGAAAACCAACCUUGAAACUGGCAAAACUGACAUGACGUGGAGGCCCAUGCCCAAGCUGGCACCACUUGGCUUAAAAGCUGCUAACUUUUUGUUAGAUUCUGAAGGGCAGAAUAUCAAAGCAAUGCCUUCAUUGGCACAUGUUCCUUCAAAAGAAAUAAAAACUGCACAGCCAGUAACUAGCCCAAGUCCAGACCCUAAAGCGAUGCUCACAUUACCACUUGUACCUAAAAAAUCAAAAUAGUGUUUUACUUCAUAAGCCUUUCGAUAAUUUGUUUUUAGACUUUUUAGAGAUGUUCACAUUUAAUCUGAAACAAAUGAUAUGCCAUAUGUAUAGGUUUCAUUGGUUACAUGUAUCAGCUUGGUGCCAGAUAAUGAAGAAUCAACUAGUAGUUUGGUCAGAUAAAUUAUGUAGUAUCUAAUUUGUCUGUAAUUUUUAUAGCGUCCCUGUGUAAUAGAAUGAGGCCAUUUAACCAAUUACAUUAGCUUUCUUUUUUAUAGUUGUUUUAGAGGAAAGUAACAAGAUAAAAUCAAUUUCAUUCUUCUAUGAUAAAAACUAAUUCAGUGGCAGGCCUAACAGCCUUGUUCAAAUUCCAGAAAUAUUCUUAAAUUGCAGCAAAGAUAUCUUAGUUCACCUCCCUCUUUUCUGACUCAUUCAUAGGAAACAUCCCUUUAAAUGGUUUAAACAUGUUUUUAGCAUUUGAAAAAAUCUUCAGGAAUUAAAAGAUUUGUAUACAGAUUUCUUACACAUUUGAGUUCAAAAUAAGGCAUUUGAGCACAAGAUGUAUUUUUCUCUAAUAUGUCUCUUAAUGAAGUAGUUUGGGGAAACUUUCUUUUUAAGCUAGUCAGUGUGAAUGGGUUUCAUACUAUAAAACUAUUUCUAUUUUUGUGUAGAGUUUUGUAAAUAUGUAAUGAAAUUUUUCAUCUGCAAAAAAUUAUGAUUCUCUAUUAUAAUUGUAAAUAUGAAUUUUUGAGGACUUGUGAUCUAAACAGAUUAAUCUCUCUAAUAAGUACUUUUAAAAUGGCUGCAUUUCCCCUCAUUGUAUUAUGAAAUUUUGCAUAACUGUAUUAAGAAUGUAUCUCUCUGUUCUUGCUGCCCAGUAUGAAAGGUUUUAGCGCCCCUCUUUUUGUUCCAGUUUACAAUAGUGCCCCGCAUAGCGACGAUAAUCCGUUCCGAAAAAAUCAUCGCUAUGUGGAUUC
This is a messenger RNA of Pogona vitticeps (central bearded dragon), 11830 nucleotides long. It is a transcript of the gene MGA, whose product is annotated as MAX dimerization protein MGA. NCBI's taxonomy places the organism in Eukaryota, Metazoa, Chordata, Lepidosauria, Squamata, Agamidae. Gene Ontology annotation, molecular function: RNA polymerase II cis-regulatory region sequence-specific DNA binding; DNA-binding transcription factor activity, RNA polymerase II-specific; protein dimerization activity. The record is from RefSeq and is a predicted model, not a curated record. Gene Ontology annotation, biological process: positive regulation of DNA-templated transcription; regulation of transcription by RNA polymerase II; cell fate specification. Gene Ontology annotation, cellular component: MLL1 complex; chromatin; nucleus.